CCGCAAAAGACACCUGUUGCUCACUCGCGCUUUUAAUUCUGGGACUCUUGAUUAUAUUGACAAUUGGGACAUGACUCAUUAUGAUUUUUUUUAUGGACUAUUAUUGUCAGGACGGGACAGCUCAGGAUUUGAUUCUUCACAUGGAAAAUAUUAAUCAUAUUUAUCCAGGCUACAGCAAUACUUGAAUAUACAAUUAAAAUUGGAUAAUGUUGAGAUAAUUGUCUGAUGAAAUUAACUAUCUAAUCAUCGGAUAUACUGGUUACUACUGUAUCCCAUCUCAAGUGGACUGGGGACUCAUUUUUGGAUACAUUUUGGAUCGCAAAUGUGACUGACCAUUCAUCAACUGACAUCAAUAACAGCCAAUUAGCCAGCAACCAAAAGUAGAUGAGAUGGAGCACUCAGGUGGUUUGUACAGCUCUGUGUAUGAGCCAAAUGGGCAUGCCGCCUGGGCAGACGACCAACAGCAUCAGGACAAGGAGACAGCGGACAACCUCAGGAGGAAGAUCAAGUACUUCUUCAUGAACCCCUGUGAGAAAUACAAAGCCCGCGGACGGAAACCAUGGAAACUGAUGCUCCAGAUCAUCAAGAUCGCCAUCAUUACCAUCCAGUUGGUGUCUUUUGGACUGAGCAAUCAGAUGGUGGUAACCUUCAAAGAGGAGAACCUCAUGACAUUCAAGCAUCUCUUCCUCAAAGAUUACGUGGAUGGCCGUGGGGACUCUUAUGCUGUGUACAGGCAGGAUGAGGUGUAUGAACACAUCUCUUACAUAGUCCAUAAGUAUUCCCGUCUGCGAAAUAUCACCGUUGGUAACCAUGCCUAUGAGAAGAAGGGGGACACCUAUUCCCCUCUGUCUCUGUGCCAAGAGUUCUACAGGAAUGGAAGCAUUUCACCAGCCAAUGAGACCUUUGAUAUAGACGCACAGAUUGAAACUGAAUGCCUUGAGAUUGUUCCAGUAUUCCCCAUGGGAAGCACAACCGAGGAUGAUCUGUUGAAUUUCGUUGUGCAUUUCAAAAGAUUGUUAAAUGUGAAGAUCAAGUUCACUCUGAAGGCCAUAAACCUACAAACAGUUAGAAACAGAGAGCUGCCAAACUGCUAUGACUUUGAUGUCACGAUCACCUUCAACAACCAAGCCCACAGUGGCAGAAUAAAGGUCGACCUGGACAAUGACGUUGACAUAAAUGAAUGUAGAGACUGGAAAGUAACCGGGGCCUCUCCCAAGAACAUCUAUUACUCACUGCUGUUUGACUGUCUCAUCAUUGUAACCUGCAUCACCUCUCUGGCCCUCUGCACACGCUCUGUGCUCAACGGGAUACGGCUACAGUUUGAGUACACAGACUUCUGCCUAGUCCGUCAGGGGAAGAAGGUUCCAUGGUCCGAUAGGCUGGAGUUUCUGAACGGCUGGUAUAUCCUCAUCAUCGCCAGUGAUACACUCACCAUCAUCGGUUCCAUUCUUAAAAUAGAAAUCCAGACAAAGAUUCUCACCAGUUAUGAUGUCUGCAGCAUCUUUCUCGGAACAGGCACAAUGCUUGUUUGGAUCGGAGUCAUACGCUACAUGGGAUACUUCAAGAAGUACAAUAUUCUCAUCCUGACCCUGAGAGCAGCUUUCCCAAAUGUGGUUCGGUUCAUCGGUUGUGCCGGAAUCAUUUACCUGGGGUACUGUUUCUGUGGCUGGAUCGUGCUCGGGCCCUACCAUGAGAAGUUCCGGACCCUGAACACAGUAUCAGAGUGCCUGUUCUCGCUGAUCAACGGAGAUGACAUGUAUCCCACCUUCAAGUACAUGAAGCAGAAGAGUUACCUGGUGUGGCUGUUCAGCAGAGUCUACCUCUACACCUUCGUCUCGCUCUUCAUCUACAUGAUUCUCAGCCUCUUCAUCACCCUUAUCACUGAUACCUAUGACACCAUCAAGCAACAGCAGCAGGAAGGGAGCCCAGUGUCGGAGCUGCAUUGUUUCAUGUCUGAGUGUAAAGAUCUGCCCACCUCAGGACGCUACCGGGUAGAGGGGGAGUCUGGCUCCUUCACCUGCUGCUUCCCCAGAUGCAAGGACUCACGAGAAAGGCUGAGCUCUGAAUCAAUAGACUCUGAGCCAUAGUGGACCUUUUAUCGGUCUGAGGUUAGUAAGAAACCUUACACACAACCAUGACCAGCACUUUACUGUACAGUUUAGCCCAGCAAAACAUUGUCCUGUACUUCUAGACCUGUUUUAAUCUUAUUCACCAGUUAACUUGAUGCAGUAGCAAUUGAGCCUGGGGUUGAGGUUAGACCUGCUAUGAAUUGUCACUGUGUAAGAUGCCUGUUAAUGUACUAAAGUUGAUGACCACAAUGAUAUGUACUGAUGAAUGUUGAUUAUUUGAAUGUACUGUAAAUAUCAAAACAUGAUUUGUUCAAAGACAUGGGAUGGCAACAUUAAUAAAAUGAAUAGCACAAAAAAGUUGCUAUUCCCUAAAUGUA
Oncorhynchus nerka (sockeye salmon) is the source of this 2446-nucleotide messenger RNA. It is a transcript of the gene mcoln3b, whose product is annotated as mucolipin TRP cation channel 3b. The transcript is spliced from 14 exons. Gene Ontology annotation, molecular function: NAADP-sensitive calcium-release channel activity. NCBI's taxonomy places the organism in Eukaryota, Metazoa, Chordata, Actinopteri, Salmoniformes, Salmonidae. Gene Ontology annotation, cellular component: lysosomal membrane; plasma membrane. The record is from RefSeq and is a predicted model, not a curated record. Bases 390 to 2087 code for a protein of 565 amino acids.